Molecule: messenger RNA, 1638 nt
Organism: Elephantulus edwardii (Cape elephant shrew)
Lineage: Eukaryota; Metazoa; Chordata; Mammalia; Macroscelidea; Macroscelididae
Gene: LRRIQ4
Product: leucine-rich repeats and IQ motif containing 4
Exons: 5
Molecular function (GO): protein binding
Source: RefSeq, a predicted model, not a curated record
ACAAUGUCAACGGACUUUAUAAAAUCAGAAGAACUUAAACCUAAACUUCAGAGAGAUAACCCACAAUAUAUCACCGACAGAAUAUUUUUCAUCGAUGCUUCUAACCAGGACCUUACCACCAUCCCACUGGAAAUCUUUGCCUUAAAAGAGUUAGAAGAAGUACAUUUAGAAAAUAACAUGAUUGAAGAAAUCCCUGAGGACAUUCAGCUUUUACAGAAUCUCAAGAUCCUGUACUUGAACCAGAACAAACUGAAGAAGCUGUGCCCAGCUCUGGGGAAGCUGAGUGGCCUGGAAGGCCUGGACCUGAGUAACAAUCCCCUCAAGACGUGCUCCAUUCCCAUCAUCGGCCACAUCCGCAGCCUGCGUGAGCUCCGACUCUACAGGAUUAACCUGAGGGACUUUCCCCUUUCAAUCUGCAAAUCCCUUCACCAUCUUGAGCUGCUAGGCCUCUCAGGAAACUUCCUGAAAUCUCUGCCCAAGGAAAUAGAGAACCACACCAAGCUAAGGGAGAUCUACCUGGAUCAUAACCAGUUUGAGAUUUUCCCUGUGGAGCUCUGUGUACUCUACAACCUGGAGAUCCUUGACGUAGAAACAAACAAACUCAAUGGCAUCCCAGAAGAGAUUGGAAAUCUGAAGAUGCUGCAGAAGUUCUACCUGGCGCAUAACAACGUGGCUUUUAUACCCAGCACUCUCGGCCAGUGUAGAAAACUGUCAGUCCUGGAUUUGUCCCACAACCUCCUGCAUUUCAUCCCGCACACCCUCACUGAGCUCACGGAGAUGACCGAGAUUGGGCUGAAUGAGAACCCCCUGGAGAAGCUGCCCCACCUCAUCUGCAAGUGGCCCUUUCUGCAUCUGCUUUAUCUGCGCAACACAGGCCUGCAGGGCCUGCGGCCCUCCUUCAAGCGCCUGGUCCACCUGCGUUUUCUGGACCUCAGUCAGAACUAUCUGGAGAGCUUUCCACGGCAGAUUUGUGCACUGAAGAACUUGGAAAUCCUGGCGCUGGAUGAUAAUAAAAUAAACCAGUUACCUUCAGACAUUGGGUCACUUUCAAAUCUGAAGACACUUGGAUUAACGGGAAACCAGUUCUUUGCUUUUCCAGAGGAAGUCUUUUCUUUAAAGGCAUUGGAAAGACUAUACCUGGGGCAGGAUCUGGGAGUCAAGUUUACCAGUGUGCCAGAAGACAUUAGCCAACUGCAGAAUCUUAAAGAGAUUCACAUAGAGAACAAUCAGCUGGAGAACCUGCCUGAGUCCCUGGGUCUCCUGCCUAACCUGGAAAUCCUUGAUUGCCGCCACAAUUUACUUAAGCAGCUUCCAGAUGCCAUCUGUAAAGCAGGAGCCUUGAAUGAAUUACUUCUCGAGGACAACUUACUCACCUGUCUUCCAGAGAAUUUGGAUACGCUAGUGAAUCUAAAGAUUCUAACACUGUUGGAAAAUCCCAUGACAGAGCCGCCCAUAGAGGUGUGCACUCAAGGCAUUGAGGCAAUAUGGUCAUUCCUUAAGGAAAACCGAAAAAGGAAAAUAAUGGCGACAAAGAUCCAGGCAUGGUGGCGUGGAAUUAUGGUAAGAAAAGGAUUAGGAAAAUACGAAGAAUUACUAAAAGCUCGAAAGAAAGGAAAGACCUCUCCAAAGGAUAAAGGA